CUCAGAUAUUCUUACACUUGUGGAGUAUGCAAUUUUAAAACCAAAACGAUUCCAUGUACAAAAUGUACUAAAUAUGAACGUCAUAAUAAUUUUGACAGCGGAUAUAAAAAUGUAGAUGAUAUGAUUAUUGCAUCACAAAGCCAUGCGAAAGAUGAUAGGGAUUUUCUUGAAUGGAUAGAAUUCUCUCAGUUAAGAAUUUUAGAAACAUUGGAUGAAGGAGGAUUUGGAACAGUUUAUAAAGCUAAAUGGCUUGACGGUUUACCUAUGGAUGCAAGUGAUGUUGGUAGAGCUUGGAAUAGAAGUCAUUUUAAUUAUGUUGUCGCAGUAAAAUUCUUUCAUAAUAAUAAAGAUUUUUUAAAAGAGUUUACAAAUAUUUACAAGAUGGUAAGAAAAUUUUCCGAAGAGAACGAAUUUCCAUCAAAUAUCGUUCAUUAUUAUGGUGCUACAUAUGAUUACGACAAUGAGCAUUACGGUAUUGUUAUGGAAUACUAUUCACAUACUUCUUUGAUUAAUCAUCUAACUUAUAAUUGGCAAGAAAUUUAUUGGAUGGAAAAAUUAUAUAUUCUUCGAGACAUUUCCUAUGGGCUCCAUACACUUCAUAGUCAAAACCUAAUUCACGGAGAUUUGCAUAGCGGUAAUGUAAUGAUUGAUUAUACCGAUGAAUCGGAUAUCGCAUUUCUUGGUGAUCUGGGAUUUUGUAGAUUUGAAGAAACCGUGAUAACAAAUAAUUGUUUUAAUGGCGUAAUACCUUUUAUUGCUCCAGAAAUCUUUGAAGGAUUUCCAUAUAGCAAAAAAGCUGACAUUUAUAGUUUUGGAAUGAUUAUGUAUCAUAUUUCAACUAACAAAGCUCCUUUCUAUUAUCGAGCCCAUGAUACUAAAUUAGCCAAACAAAUUUCUAAUGGACUUAGACCAAAAGUUUAUCAAGAAGAUGGAAUUCCACGUUGUUUUGUAAAUUUAAUGCGUAAUUGUUGGAAUUCUGAUGUUAGAAGUCGACCUAAUGCUUACACUUUAUAUGAGAAAUUCAAUUCUUGGAUCGAGUAUAGUGAAGCAUUUGAAGAUAUGGAAUGGAACAUAACUGAGCCAUCUAUUUAUCAUAGAAAAGCUGUUUAUACGAGCCGAUCAUGGUAAGAUUUUCGUAAAAAAAAUUUAUAAUUACAAGAUACGUCGACAUUUAUAUAAUAAAAUUUAAAUUUAGGUGGCAAUAAAAUUUUAUUAUGAAGUUUUUACAAAAUUAUAGUAUAGUAUUUAGUCCGAAUUGCUAAGGAUAAUGGUUCUUUAUAAAGUAUAUUCAUCUACUAUUAAUUAGGAAGGAAAUUUCACUAUUAAUUAUAUACAGUAAUAUGUUUUAUGUUUUAUUUAUAAUUUAUCAAAUUCACU
Messenger RNA from Rhizophagus irregularis DAOM 181602=DAOM 197198, 1377 nucleotides. The record is from RefSeq and is a predicted model, not a curated record. Lineage: Eukaryota; Fungi; Glomeromycota; Glomeromycetes; Glomerales; Glomeraceae.